GCCGAAGAGUCCCAUCUGCUUCGAUUUCGGCUCAUUAAAGUGCUGGCCUGUGGCCACGAUCAAGUCCAGGUACAUUGCCCGGUUGGAGCACAAAUAUCACUGGUCAGUGCUCAACAUGGCUUCGACCUGAACUUAGCCAGGCAACCUGGCGGUCAAAAAAGCAUGCUCGGACCUGGGUCCGAGUCCCGUGGGGAGGGCAUCGAAAGACCGUCUUCCGGGACGCCAAAUGGAGCAAAGCUGGCCGCCCGAGCGACUGAGCUGAGGCCUACUGGUGAAAUGUGGCCCGGUCGAGCCGACCUGGCCGGUCAGAGCCUGUCGUUUCUUCUCUCGGCCGAAGCCGCAGCCUUACGUGUCGGAGCGGAGCCUCUGUUCAUUGCUUCAUCCAGUUGCCAGGCAACCGGUGACGCCAGUUCCAGUUCGGAAAGUCGCCAGCAGAGGUUUAACAGCCAGCCCUGCGCCAAACCCAGGGAUGUUUCCAUGGUAAGGGGUGGGGCAUAA
Molecule: messenger RNA, 498 nt
Organism: Protopolystoma xenopodis
Lineage: Eukaryota; Metazoa; Platyhelminthes; Monogenea; Polystomatidea; Polystomatidae
Source: the annotation of a GenBank genome assembly